Lolium rigidum is the source of this 851-nucleotide messenger RNA. RefSeq names its product rust resistance kinase Lr10-like. Gene Ontology annotation, biological process: protein phosphorylation. The coding region runs from base 1 to 831 and encodes 276 amino acids. The transcript has 3 exons. Gene Ontology annotation, molecular function: protein kinase activity; ATP binding. The record is from RefSeq and is a predicted model, not a curated record. NCBI's taxonomy places the organism in Eukaryota, Viridiplantae, Streptophyta, Magnoliopsida, Poales, Poaceae.
AUGGUUCAGCUGGUGAAGAAAGAGCUGCUGAUGUUGCCUGGCCGCUGCACAAAAUUCAUUAAUGAAGUCGCAACCAUUGGGAGAAUCCACCAUACAAACAUUGUCCAGCUCCUGGGCUUUUGCUCAGAAGGAACAAGGCGAGCACUUAUUUAUGAAUUCAUGCCUAACGAAUCAUUGGAGAGAUAUAUAUUCUUGACUGGUUCUCAUGUUAAUCGUCAGCUCCUAGUUCCCGAUAAAAUGCUAGAUGUUUCUCUAGGCAUUGCCCGAGGAAUGGAAUACCUGCAUCAAGGGUGCAACCAGCGAAUUCUCCACUUUGACAUCAAGCCUCACAACAUCUUGCUGGACUACAACUUCAAUCCGAAGAUUUCAGACUUUGGCCUUGCAAAGCUGUGUGCAAGGGACCAAAGCAUCGUUACCUUGACAGCAGCCAGAGGCACAAUGGGCUACAUCGCGCCGGAGCUAUACUCUCGGAACUUUGGGGGGAUAUCCUACAAGUCAGAUGUGUACAGUUUUGGCAUGCUGGUGCUGGAAAUGGUGAGCGGAAGAAGGAACUCAGACCCAGGUGUUGAGAGCCAGAAUGAGGUCUACCUCCCAGAGUGGAUCUACGAGAGAGUAAUCACUGGCCAGGACUUGGCACCUCAAAGGGAAACGGCGCAAGUUGAGGACGAAACAGUGAGAAAGCUGGCAAUUGUGGCACUUUGGUGCAUCCAGUGGAGCCCAAGAAAUAGGCCCUCGAUGACGAAGGUGGUGAACAUGUUGACAGGGAGCUUGCAGAACCUACAGAUGCCCCCCAAGCCGUUUGUUUCAUCUGCAAGCAGUCAGAUGCAGUAGACCAAGAGAGUGUGCUGCCA